Molecule: messenger RNA, 2347 nt
Organism: Dothidotthia symphoricarpi CBS 119687
Lineage: Eukaryota; Fungi; Ascomycota; Dothideomycetes; Pleosporales; Dothidotthiaceae
Exons: 1
Coding region: 305-2161 (618 amino acids)
Cellular component (GO): cytoplasm
Molecular function (GO): calcium ion binding; protein-arginine deiminase activity
Source: RefSeq, a predicted model, not a curated record
CUCAGUGAUGUGAUAGCCUUGCAAUGGCGAACGGCCACACUAUCACAACAUACGCCGCUAGGAUAAGGUAAUGGAGCGCGUUAUCCGGGCCAAGCGGGUAGUUUUUGGUGCAAAGGGAAGGUGUUUUACAUCUUAUAUCCCAAGUAUACUGAAACCUUAGGCGAGAAUUUACGUAUAAAGAGCACAGGUAGCUUCCGACAAGAUAUACAAUACACAGCAAGCACACCAGGAGGCUAGCCAGGAACUAAAGCUACCGUCUCAACAACUCCGAACACUGGUGUUCCCAAACUCUCAAGUCUUCGACAUGAUCAAACCGCUUCUUGUGGCUCUAGCUUUGCAAGCUGGGUCAAUUGCCGCUCAGUUCAUCGCCGACAUCCGCGCUGAUACCAACCGCGACGGCCGUGUGGACUUGAACGGAACAUCCGACUCUGCUGGGAAGUCAUUCUGGACUGCCACCCGCGGUGCGAUCUUUCUCCCUAAUGUUGGCGACAAGCACAUGCGAUGUGCCAUAGCCGAUCGCGUGGGGAACCCUUUAAGCAACGACGAACUGGCAUAUUGCAAUGAUGCGUCUGGCCAUCUCCUUCUCGCUCCUGAAUACCUUGCGCCUCUCUAUACAGUACCAUUGCAAGACAUCUCAGACAAUGCCACGGCCCAGGUUUAUGUCACUCCUCGCGCUGCCUAUGAGAGGACGCGUAUCUUUGCUCUCGAGGACACUGCCAAACCCAAUGCGACUGAAUCGUGGCGUCUCGUCGAUCGUCAGCUCUACUUCAAUGCCACACAGCUACGUGCAGGCCUCGUCCUUGGAAUUGAUGGCCGAGAGUUCGUCAAAGAUACGAAUGUCUGGAAUGGCCAUGUGACUGUUCACUUCGAUGUCACUGACGCCAUCUCAUAUUCGUCGGCUCCGAAGGUGGCCACAGAUGUCGUCGCCAUGAAGGUAGCGCCAGUCUUGACUCACCAUCCUUUGCAGCGAGUAGAGACUCUUGUGGCUACUGGAGCGAACGAGACUGAUCUUGUCCAAUUGGACUUUGUGUCUCAGAUUGAAGCCGCCCGCCGCGCAGUCGGACUCGAGAACCCUUUACUGCUAUUCAACCAAUCGUCGGAUAUCUGGGCCCAAGACAUCCUAGAGCCAGCAUAUGUAAGCAUGCCUGGACCUAACGGACCCAUUGCCCUUCGAGUCAUGCUACGUUCCGCGCAAUCGACGCGUACCGGCGGACGCCAAAUCUUCGAACAGUUGCGAGGCCCAGGUGUGGGCGCUUUCCAGCCAGGGAGUGCAACCGGAACUGGCUUUGGAUACGACACCAUCAACAGCUACGGAAAUCUAGAAACCAUUCCUCCUCAUCGGUCUAAACAUGGUGUGAACUAUCCAGCUGGGCGUACCAUCUUCGGCAAGCAUUGGGAGCAGCUGCCAUCACAGCCAGUUCGAGACCUCUUGUACGGUAACGAAGUACAGACGCCAUUGGUGCUUGAGACGGGUUGGCUGCUCGUCGGUCAUGUAGACGAAAUCGUUCAAUUCCUGCCUUAUGACAAUGAGCUCGGAUGGACAAUCGCUAUCGCGGAUACUAGAAUAGCUUUGGAUGUUCUGCAUGGUGUGCAUUCUACUGGUAACGGCAAUGUCACCGUCCUCAGUUUCAACACAUCAAGAGCCGAAGCCCUCAACGCUCAACCGCCCUCGCAAGCCGGGCUGACCAUGAGUGUCAAUGAGAUUCUGGCGAAUUCAACGUUCACCGAGAAUCAGGCCUACGCGCAAAGACAUCUCGACGCCAACUUAGACAUACUCCUCGCCGAGAUCCCUCUCAACCGCAGCGACGUGAUUUUCCUUCCCGCGCUAUUCGAAGAUCAAUCAGCCGGGCCGCAAUUCGUGAGACCUGAUGGUCUGCACGUUUACUGGUGGCCCGUGAAGGAGGGAGAGCGGCAGUUGGGCGCAUUCCUUCCGGCCGCCGUUAACGGUAUCAUCAUUGGCCACGAGUAUCUCUGCCCGGAGCCUUGGGGACCGAUGGUGAAUGGCCAGGAUGUAUUCAGGCCGUUGGUUGAGGCGGCUUAUGCUAGAGCGAACAUGAACGUUACGUAUAUUGACGAUUGGCUCAGUCACCACUCAAACGGGGGGGAGAUCCAUUGCGGGACUAACACGCUGCGGCAAACGGAUAUUCCUUGGUGGGGGUAGACCUGCACAGCCCCGACGGUUACUGUGAGCAAAGGUUUUCCCAGCUCUAGGUAGCUAAUCUCUAUAUAGACGUAGGAAACGCCUCUCUUGUUGGGAAAUAUCUUUCGGUUUCUAUUGUCUAAUCUGUAAAUUCUGUUAUAUCAGUAUUAGAACUAACUUAUUGAUGGAACGUAUCUUACAAUUAAG